This is a messenger RNA of Caenorhabditis auriculariae, 2995 nucleotides long. NCBI's taxonomy places the organism in Eukaryota, Metazoa, Nematoda, Chromadorea, Rhabditida, Rhabditidae. The record is from the annotation of a GenBank genome assembly.
AUGGAGUAUCCUAUGAAGAGCGUUCGGAAGUUUCGGCUUUUCCCUUCGAAGGUGAUAAAAAGGGGUUGUUUUCUAUAAUAUUUCUGAAUCAUAGAAUUCCGAAGGAGCUCGUACGCGUACGACUACAACGACUUCUCCCAAUGCUAUCCUUAUCAAAGUUCAGACUUGUCUUUUUCUAAGCUUCUGAUUCAUGUAUAGAAAAUAUCAAACGUUCAUCCUCUAACUACUGAGAUGGAAAAUAAAUAAAUUUUUUUCAGCGCGAGGUUUAUAUCAAACGAGUCUUGAAACUUUCCGACUGUGCAUUUCAAGAAUCGCAAAAUUCAGAAGUCAAGGUUUUCAAACUUUUUUUUGCUAUCUAUUGUAUUUGCAGAAAACCUUACCAACGCACAUAGAAACUUUGGAAAAUCAGUGAGUUUUGAAAAUUUUUUGAAAACUUAUUUGCUGUUUAGGUACGAAGUUAUUUCUACCCCAGAGAUUCAUAAAGUUUGAUUUAAAAACAAGAAUGAUCGGAAAUGUUUUAACUUCAGGUUGAUAAUGGAAAAUAUAUGCGAAUCCGUAAAGCGAAAUCAAACAAACCUUUCGGUCUGAAACUGAAAUAUCGGACGAAGCCGAGAAAAGAAGAAAUUGAUCUCAAUGUAAGUCGGUUCAAAGCACGCCUUGUCUUCGUGGUUUGAUAGCGCAUUUCUGAGAAAUGGAAAGGAACAUUGAAACAUAACCAUUUACAGACGGAGCGGCUCUUCCUUGCUAGUUUGGUUUGCAAACUGAGAAACAACUCUCUACUUUCUCGCGUCCAUGACAUGGGAUUCACAGAAGAUUAUCGGUGUGGAAUUAAUUGGAGCAAACAUUUCCUAUGAAUCCAACGUUUUUUAGUUUUAUUGUUGUGGACGAUGUGGGGCCAGACUUGAUGUAUUUUAUACGGCGUCAUCACAUUUUCAAGUCAGUUAUUCUAUUUAAGUUUUGUUUUAUAAGUCUCAAGAUUACAAAUACACGUUUUUGGUCAACAUCAAUCAAUCAAUAAAUAUUUAUUGGUUGUUUUAGUCAGAUGGUAUCGACUAGGCGGUGAAAAAAAUUGCUCUUUUGAGCGGCACUAACACCGCCUUUGGCGAAAAAAAGAAGUCAAAACGUGUAGUCGAUCGAAUUGAAAGCAUGGUCUUACGGUCCUUCUCCUCGCUCUUCCACAAGUUGAUCCCUCAGUUUUUGCGGGUACGGGCACGGCGAUGAUGGUGGGGCUCGGGCACGGACACCGUGUACACUCUAGGGUAGCCUCGGCCGAUUGAGAGAGCUACCACUUCGAGUGAAGAAAAAAUACACGGAACAUCAAUUUAUUUUUUUAAGAAAAAUAUAUAUAUUUAGAAAGCGCAGCCCUUUCGAGUCAAUUGAACGUGUUCAUUUUGUAAAAAAAUGUAUAUAUUAUGAAUGAACUUUGCAUUUAAUUACAAACCUACCAGAAAAAUUUUUCACAUAAAUUAAUGAAAAAAAGUUAUAUUUUGAGAUAAAUGGUUAACUAUGAUUUUUUUGAGUACUGUGACGACUUUCUUGAUCACAUACUACUCGUUCAUGGCGCUGCGGGAGCUGCACUUGUUGGGCUUUCUCCACUGCGACUUGAGGCCUUCUUCUUUUUGCAUUUCAACCCCUUUCCACCUUCGUCUCGUUGAUUUCUACUUCGUUCAGCCCAUGAGGUAUCUCUUGUUCUUGAAAAACUCACGAACUAUCUUGCUUUAGUCUAAAAGUUAAGUUCAAUCGAAAGACCGACCGAUUCUCGGCUCGCGCCUUCCAUCAAAACGUAGAACUUGACGAAAAUGCGGACAUCGAGUGCUGGCUCUACACAGUAAACAUUUAUUUCCUGAGCUUCACUCUUUUUUAGAUGAUGUUUUUGACGAGUUACGGUUCUUUGCCUUGGAAUGCUAGCAGAAGCGAAGAAGAAGCUAUUGGCCUCAAGCAGCUUUUUUUCAGUGAUCAGUGUAAGUCUAAGAGUUUGAUGUAUGAAGAAAAUACGUCUUACCAACCACUAAAUCAAAAGUUUCCCGUUUAGCCAACUACUCGUGGGUAAACUCGGCGGAUUGUCUGAAUAUGGUUCCGUUGAUUUUGGAAAAGCAGCCAGCUAAAGCUUCAGAGAAAAUAUGUAUGCAAACGGAAGAUCUACUUAUGGUAGAUUUUUUAGAUGAACUGCUGCAAGUGAACGCCAUGUCUUUUAAUGAUAAUGAGCGACCGCAAAUGGGAGAGCGAAUCGAUGAUGUUGUGGUAUUUUUUUUUUCGUGAAGGUAUUUUGCAUCUUCAUAGUUUUUAGCAACCAAAAACCGAUUCAAAGGAAAGCAGAAGAAAAAAAUCGGCAGACAAGUCUUGUAAGAGUGAUGAUUCUAGGAGGUGAAUUUGGCGAAAUUGCUCCUGAGGGAAAAAAAAUUAGAUACAGAGGAAUCAAGAUACUUACUAAAUUGAGACUGUCGUUUCAAUAUGUUAUCCAAAAGUUUGCAACCAAAACGAGAUCCGGAUAAACUCAAACUUUUUUGGUUUUAUUUUAACUCUUUUUCAAAGCCUGUCUUAACCUAGGAAGCAGUCAGUACGCCGUUGAAGUUAACAAGAUAAAUCCUCUUUUCAAGAAAUAACAUUUUGUUGUAGAAAGAGAUGGAUUUUUAGAGAGCCUCUUGUGUUAUUUUCCGAAGUUCUUUCAGAAAAACGGAUAGCUCACAUUCGCACAAACAGAAGUCGGGUAGGAUGCGGUCGAGUGGUCUGCGUCCGCAUACGCCGGGAGACCGACGACGCAGGAAAGUCCGCAGCCGGCCUAAAAUUCAACCAGUCAUCCAAACUAUUUGUUCGUUUUUUCAAAUAUUGAUUUUUUAAAUCCAAUCAAAAGUUAUGUGCAAUUCGAAUAUUCAUUUUCUAAGGUGAAACUCAAUUAAAAGUUGCUCUUAGAUUGUCAUGUGUAACUUAUCCAGGAAAAAAAUUUUUAAUUUCAGGCGAAGUGAACAUGAUUCCUCCUCCGGAUAUCAGGAAAUAA